Xyrichtys novacula (pearly razorfish) is the source of this 8910-nucleotide messenger RNA. The record is from the annotation of a GenBank genome assembly. NCBI's taxonomy places the organism in Eukaryota, Metazoa, Chordata, Actinopteri, Labriformes, Labridae.
AAAGAGCACCAGUUAGUUUUCUUAUAUUGUUUUCUUUAUAUUUCACGAUAUCGUUGUUAAAACAGAGACGGUCGCUCUUUACUUUUGCUACUUUUCUUAUUUUUAGACCUUAGUUUUUCUUUGGUGAGCAUGCUCAGUGUUGAGCUAAUAGCAUGGACGCCAUGUUGUUUACGUUAUAUUUCAUCUCUAUUGAAACUCUGAGCGUCAUACAGGUACCAACAACAAGGCUGAAACACAGAGACAGGAAUAAACGGAAUUCAGUCUGCAAAACGUUUUCCUACGUUUCUUAAGAUUUGUAUUAAAGGUCGGGUAAGUUUGUGGUCAUCUAAACGCGUUUUAGUUUAAACAUUUUUGUACAAACUUUUAAUUUUAUGGAUUUAGCUGCUGUUGCUGCUGUUUGAUGUGAUUUAAUGACUUAAUAUCACGAUAGAUGCCAAAUUCAGUGCCAUACAUUGGUACUAUAGUAUGAUUAAAAAAUAUUAUACCAUAAAUAAAGCGAUGUACACAAUUUUCAAUAUUUUUUCAUAAAGUGUAGAAAUUGUUAAGCAGCCAUUUUGCAGCUCUUAUUUUGAAGGCAGCCGUUCUCUUCCGGUGUCAUGCAGGUGUUACGGUGUGUUUUGACGCUGAAGAAGAGGAAGGUGUCCAUGAUGUUAACUUUAAUAAAGCAGCAGUGAUCUCCUCUUUUUCUGACAUGAUUUUCUCUUCAAGUUUUGUUCACUUUGUUCCUGUCGGAUGGACCGAGCGUAGCGAGCCAACGUUCGCCAGUCAGCUGGCAUGAGCUCGCGCUGCUGCUGUUUACAUGCAGUAAUGAUGAAAAUGAUGAUGAUGAUGAUGAAGAUGGAGAGGUGUGUUAGCUAACCCAGCUACAGACCUGUGACAGGGGCAGAGUCAUCGUCUCACACGCUCUGUGAGGACCAUCAGACCCGGAGCAGACUCAGGGUGAGCUAACGCUACCUACCUGCUAACUGUAGACCCUAAACCCGGGUUCAACCGCUCUGACUCCAAAUGGGAGUUGGCAUCAGUGUGUCAGGCAGGUUAGAUUACCUGAUUACGGGCCUACCUGUUCAAUUUCGGUGUUGGAAACUCCUGCCUGCCGUCCUGACCUCAGGUUACAUUAACAGUAAUACACACACUGUCGGUGUCAGAUUUCUUGAUUAUUUUAUGAUUGAUUGUUACUUUUAUUGUCAAGAUUACAUAGAUUUUAAUAAGAAUAUAUUUAAAAUACAUUUUGUUAAUGAAAACUGUUCACAGUCUUAAAGAUUUAUCCACAUCCCGAUGUAUUCUGAACAGGGGUGUGUAUAGAGAUAGAUCCAGGGGUGGUAUGGACCCCUCUGUAAACUGGCCACCUCCGGUGCUGCCUUGUAAUCCCAAACCACAGUUGGUUAAUUUCUUUGUCAGAGAGUGGACUAAUUUAAAGUCAGACUUUUGAGUCAAUGCUUAUCUGUUUGGACAGUGUGGCCAUUUCACUCACAUUUGAGACUAAAAAUAGAUGUGUGCGAAUUGUUAAGUGUAUAGGGGCACAUGUGCACAUAAAAAAAAUAUCAGCCAGGGCAACAAAUGUUUUUUCAUGGUGAAGUGAGCUUUAGGUUGGAUAUUCAGUAGACAGUCAAUGCAGAGCUACAGGUGUCUUCUCACUCUCCAUAACCAGGAAUAGCAACAGCAGCGCAGUUAAAUCUACUCGGAACCCUUGCUGUCAACAUCAGGUGUUGAAUAAGGGACCAUCAAUAAAUUACCGGUUGAUGUUCUUGGAAAAAGGCUGUUUUUCUUCAAUAGCUUCCAUGUUAUGUGACCAAUUGACCUAAAAUUGAUUUCAAAUAAUAAGUUCCAACAGUAAGACACACCUCUUUAUUUCCCUGAUUUGUCCUCUAAAUUUUUUUUUAGAUUUAAAGGCAAAUUUUGAGCUUUUUUUUUCAAUAGCUCCCAUGUCAUGUGACCAAAAGAGAUAAAAAUUAUUUCAAAUAAUAGUUCUUAUGUCAACCAAUAAGACAAACAUUAUUUGAUAAAUUUUCAUUGCGCCCCUAAAGUUCCUUGUGUGCUCCUUACUUUUUCAACUUAGGAGCACAUGUGCUCCUUGUGAAAAAAGUUAGUGUCAAGCCCUGUGGACAGAAAGUUGUUCCUUUUUUUUAGUCACUACUUAUCUGUUUGGAUGAUUGAUUAUUGGUCUCAUUGACCACAGAUUAUUGGUAUCACUAUCAACCCUUUAAAACCAGUAUCAUUCAACCCCUGAUGUGUAUAAAAUUUUAAUGUUCAUGCAAAAAUUACUGUUAUAAUGAAUUAAUUAUUAUUUUUUACAAAUUAAAAAAAAAAAUCCUGACAUCUGUUUUAUGUUUAGGCCAUUGGCUGCUUAAAAACUGAUAUCACCAUUCUUCAUAUAGUCAGUUGACUGACCUGAGAAAAAAUGAUGUUAUUCCACAGUAUCAAGAUGAAAGUAUUUUUGAACUUCAGCUUUAGACUUCAUUUAAGAACAUGGUAGUUUAGACUUCACUUGUGAAUUCAUGUAAAAGUUGAAUUUUCAUUGUGUCAGGCUUGUUUGUGUGUAAUUGUCUCUUAUUUGCAGUAAUUAAACAGGAAUGAUGAACAGCUGUCAGUAAUGUCAUCUGUUGUGUGUCCUGCAGUGAUGGACGUGUCCCCUCAGGACUCAUCUCUCCUGGUCAUGGACCUAUCUAAGGGUUUCUCUGUCCCCAGCCUCACUCCCAGACAAGCUGAAGCCAAGAAACCUGAGUGGUACCACCGCCGCCCCUCCUCUGAGAUCGGCCCCUCUUACAGAUCAAGACCCUCGUCCUCUUACAGCUCCCUGGAUCCGAGUCCACCUGUCCUCUGUGGGGAUAUGGAUCAGAGCCCUGAGUCUCUGGGGGACUACAUGAACUCAUCGCUUCCCCCUAGACUUGAUCUGUACAGAGACGGAGUCCACAGUGGCCUGUGGCAUCCAGGUUUCUACAGACCAGACCAGACUGGGGGUCCAGGUCCUGAGAGCAGCGGGGGUGAGGAGAGCGACAGUGGCUCAGAUGUGAUCUUCCUGGUGUCUUCGUCCAAAGAGCCUCUGCUCUGUAGUCCUUUUAUUCAGGACGGCGUAAGACACAUUGUGGAGCCACUGUCCCCUGCCGUGUCCUCACUGGAUGAGGGGCGAGGCUGCUGCCACCUCCCCCAGCCUCUCAGCUCCCCGAGUCCUGACAGCUCAUACUCUGAUGAGUCCUCGGACAGCUCGGUGGAUAUCCCCGUCCAUCACGCACGGCCUGUCGUCCUCCUGUCAGAUCUCAGUACUGUGUUCAGGAACCCACCAGAGUCUACAGGGGACAUCUCCAGUGAGGACAGCGACGUGAUCGAGGUUUCAAUCACCAAUGAAAAGAAGAAGAAGAAGUCUGUUUGUAAGGAGAAAGAGACUGGGGACACUUCACACAGAAAGGUGAGACGCAGCUCCAGGACUAGGAAGUCCAUCUCUGACCUGUCUGCAUCUCCAGGCAGCACCGGGAGGAGUGUCCUAAGGAGACGAGCUAAGAACGACGCCGUUGGAAUCUACAACGAAAGUGGAGACUCGUAUGACCUGAUGGGAUUCGCUGAGAGAUUGUCCAGCUCUGAAGCAGACGAGUCACUUUCACAGCAGAACGAGUCGCAGACACAGAGCUUGAACUCUGGCGAGUCCGAGACAGACACGAAAACAAAGAGGACAUCAGUACAGAGAGAGACCCCGCCUUCUCCUCAGAGAGUGACUAACAGUGUCAGUCGUAAACGAAAGAAACCACAAACUGCAGUCACCACUCAAGAGUUAAGAAGAAAGAAGCAGAAACAGAAAAGCAAAAUUAAACCCGAACCCCCAAACAGCCAAGCAGCAAAUAAAAAGCCACCUCUGAGGAGACGGAGGCGGAAAUGUCGCUCGAAGAAGACGACAGCAUCGACCCGGUUUCCUCCCGCUGAGCCUGAAAUCAAACUCAGGUGUAUCAGUGUCAAAGAGGAGAAGAAGAAGGAGAAGAAGUCUGGGUCUUUCUAUCCCUUCGUCCGAGUAGAACUGGGUAGGUGCUCUGUCAUCAACUACCAGGAGGAAGUGGACACCAUAAGGAGCAGUAGGGAAGGACAGGGACAGACCGGAACCAGGUCUUCGCCUGGGUUCAUCCCAAACUCGUCGUGUUUCCAGCUUGGUCGGUCUGGAUUGGAGAGCCAGGCUCAGACCACACUCAGGUGCUGCCUGUGUGGAGAGACUGCCAAUGCCAUAAGCCUCGGAGACCUCCAUGGGCCGUAUCUCUCUGCUGCCCCAUCUGUGGACUAUCAAGACCAGGACCAGGACUUGAGGACUGCGCAAAUGCAGGAUCUACAUGAACCGACUGACAGUGGUUCAGUAAAGUCCUCUGAUGGUCUUUCCUGUUCUGCUGUCCGAUCCUCUCAGGUGUUUCCUCACCUGGACGAGUGCUGGAUUCAUGAGGACUGCGGGAUCUGGUCUGCUGGGAUCUACCUGGUUAAGGGGAAGCUGUAUGGUCUGUGGGAGGCAGCUGAGCUCGCUCAGAGAACUGUGAGUUACAUAGAAAAGAUCAAAUUGGAAUCAGUGAUUUAUUUGAUCUUGUUGCUCUCUGCCUCUUGUCUAUUUUAGUUUGACACAUGCACUGCAAGUUAUGAGAGUGAGGCCUUUUAGCAUGUCCCACCUGUUCAAUUAUUAGCUGAAGUGUAACAAAUAUGUUACAUAGGAGCCUUCUCAUACCACAGUUCAAAACAGUUCUUCCUUCAUAAAAAAGUGCUGCUUUUAAAGGGAUAUUCCGGCGUAAAGUUAAGUUAGGGUCAAAAACACUGUAACACCCCGUCAAGAGAUGAAUGUUGACGACCGCUUGCUUCUCUAGUUAUACCAACCUUAGUAACAACCGCACGAUAGCAAUGCACAGAGCCACACGCUCAACCAAAACGCCACUGUAUAGCCACCAAUAGUACUCAGAACAGCACCUAACUUCAUCAACAGUUCAUAUAGGGUCCCAGCCACAACACUAGCUACCAAACAUCUUUUUAACUUUGACUAAUUUCUUUAGCAAAGAGGUUAAACACAACUCACCCACUCUCCUCCAGCAGCCACUUGUUUCUAUGGAGACCUUUGGGCGAGUCCAUCGACUGCAGAGGGGUGACGCAGCUCGAGGAAGAAUGUUUAUGAUUUUGACUUUAACAUUUCCUUGAAGUAAUAAUCACCAUAUUAAUCAUUUUGCACUGCAGACACGGUAGUUCUUCUGCCUAAGUGUCUCGGUUUGCUUGAAUUUCCAUGAAGAAAUGAUCAUAAAUGUUCUUCCUUGAGUUGCGUAACCCCGCAGCAGUCCGUAAUGGAUUGACCUGAGGUCUCGCUACAAACAAGCGGCUGCUGGAGAGAGUGGGUGAGUUGUAUUUAGUCUCUUUGCUAAAGAAAUCAGGCAAAGCUAAAAAGAACGUGGCUAGUGCUAUGGCUGGGACCCUAUAUGUACUGUUGAUGAAGUUAGGUGCUGUUCUGAGCAUUAUUUGUGGCUAUAGAAUGGCUUUUUGGUCAUUACUAAAGUUGGUAUAACUAGAGGAGCAAGCAGUCGGCAACAUUCAUCUCUUGACAGGGUGUCCAGAUCGGUGUUAUGGUGUGGGUUCUAACAGACCCCUUCAUGGCACCUUCCCCACCACGGGUACAGGGUCAUUCUGAGGAAAACACCGGCCCCUGACUCCAUGUUUAUUUCUGUGUUCAGGUGUGUUCAGCCUGCAGACAGGCAGGCGCAAUUAUGGGAUGUUUUCAGAAGAGCUGUCCAUCAAACUAUCACUACAGAUGUGCCAUCCAGUCAGGUACAGCUUUCAAACUCAGUUAAUUAUGAGCCUGUUAUUACAUAGUCUAGUGUUUUAUUCUGUCUAUAGAUGUUAUUUAAGAGAUGACCCUACAGUUUUAAUCUUAAUCCAAGAUAAUCUUGACUUAGUUUUCAAACAAACUGCUCCUCCUCAACAGAUUUUAAAACUUUUAUUUCUCUGUGUCUGUGUGCAUUCAGGUUGUGUGUUAAACGAAGAAAACUUCUCCAUCCUCUGUCCAGAGCAUAAGGUAUGAACUAAUGUGAACUGUGAGGCACUCAGCAGCCAGCAGGGGGCGCUGCUGUACCCUCUGAUACAUCAUUCUGCGACACUGCAAUUUGUGUGAGGAAACACAGACAAAUAACAGGAAUGACAAUCCUCUCCCUGAAAAAAGCAGUAGAAAAGUUUUUAUUUUCUGAAAGUUUUAUGUUACUUCAAUAAAACAUGAUAAUAUAUGAUAAAAGAUGAUACAAUAGGAUAAAUGAUAAUAUAGCUUAUGACUAAAUAAUUAAAAAAAAUUUUAAAAUAAAAUGUGUUCAAUGGAAAAAUAAUAUUAAGUCAAUGUAAUAAUCAAGUUAUUAUAACAGUCAAACAAUGUUGUAUUAAUCACAUGUUAUUCCUUUUUUGCUGUUUAAAAAAAUUCUACUUACUUCAAGAAUAUUAUACUUUUAUUAGGGUCUACUGAUAACCGUAUACAUUUUCCUUUCUGCAAAUCAAAACAGUCAUCUAGAUUUUAUUUAAAUUGCUUUCUCUGUGUUUAUUUUUAACAGAAUAAAUCGUUCACCCGAGCGGACAAACGACACAGGAGAUGACACAGAUUGGACACGGGAACAAGGUAUGCUUUUUUUGGUUGUAUAUUGUAUCAUAUAUUUGUAUUUUAUCCUGAUAAUCAUUGGAGUACUGUAAGGUUAGACAGUGGUUAUAUGGAACAAAAGCCCCUCAGGUUGAACAAGACCCCUCUGCUUCAUGUGUGGGGCUUGCACAUAACUGCAUCAAUGACUACAUUAAUGGACUAAAGUAUUGGCACCUCUGAAAUUUUUCCAGAAAAUAUUUUGGCCAGUUUUUUGAGUUUUGUGUGAAACCAUGCCAAUUUUUGCUUUUUUUCUUAAGUCAAUUUUUGUGUUAUUCCAAUGUACGUAGAGGAAAUACAUGUGUGUUUAACAAAAACAUUUGUAAUUGCAACAAUUUCUGGGAAAAAAAUUCCUGGAAAAUUUUCAGGGGUGCCUGUACCUUUGUCCAUUACUUUACAUAUACACUGUAACCUUCAAUAAAUCAACCAUCAACAGAAAUAUGAAAAUAACAGAUAAGUAGUAGAAAUGACUUGAGAUGCUGAUAAAUAAAGGUGUGGAUAACCGUUGAUUGGAGCUUAUCAGCUUUAAUAUGUCAUUUUAAUGAAAGAAAUGAACCAUCAGAAAUUGAAAUAAAGUAUAAAUAUAACUUUUAGUAAAGGUAAAAGUUAGUUGAACUAGAAAAAAAACUUAACACCAGACUGUAAUAAAUCAAAUGUAUGUUCUGAAUCCCUGUUUACUUCCUCUUCUUUAAAUAAAUAUUUUUUCCUCCCCAGAAUGAUCGACAGAUCUGCUCAGGGUUCGACUAGUUCUGCCUGACUUCACCUCUGCUGUUUGUUACACUGACUAGUGCAUUUGUGUGUAUGUAUGUAUGGGUGUGUGUGUGUGUGUUAUUUCCCUUAUCGUCGUUGUCGUUAUUAUAUUGAUCAUAAUAAUAUUAGAAUUUAAGUUUUUGUUGUUUUUAAAAAAAUGUCUUAUAUAAGCUAAUGAUUUUAUUUCUACAGUUUUUGUACUUUUCUAUCACUGUUAGAACUGCAGUCAUCACAUACACACCCACACAAUACACACAUUUAUUUUCAGCAAGCUGCUUGUUUGCACUUUAUGAUAUAAUUUGAUGCCUAUUUAUGUCCAUUUAUAGACUUUUUCUGACCUUUUUUACUAAAUGUAUUUAAAUUUAUUGUUAAGCUACAUUAAGCAAAUGAAAUAUAAAUAUAUAAUUGUGUUUAAUUCCUGUUAGAACCACAUUUUAGAUCUAUGAAAGAGACCAUCUUCUUAUAGUGAAUAUCCACUCUUAACAUUUAUUUAUUUAUGACAGCUAAGAUUAUUUUAUUGUCACAUAAAGUAAAAAACAUCCACAAACACAUUAACCUGUCUGACAAAUAAAAUAUGCAAACCUGUCCUAAUCAGCUGGAAAAUGUUUGUUCGUGUAAAUUUAAAGGGUCAAUCCAACUAAACCAUAAAAUAACCCCUUCAGGUGUGUGACUACAAUUAUAGUAAUCUGAUGCGAAGAACUGGAAUGUGUCAUUGAAGUCCCACUCCGAUUGUUUUUCUUGUUACGAUUCAGUGUUCUCAGUGGUCUUUAAAUUGUGAGUUUUUAGCCCAAAUCACAUUACCUGUGUCAUUUUUAAGUGCUUUUCAAUAGCUCUUUAGCAAUUCGUCUCUGAGUCGUGUGCACACUUCUCUUCACACUAGCAAGUAGCCUAACAUUGUAGUAGAUCUGGCAGGUCAUGUAGGAGCUACUCAGCGCUGAGACACUAAUGUCUUUGGGGGGAAGAUGUAAGCUAAAAUCAUAAUUAGCCUUCUUAUGAGUAUUGCAAUCUGCUACCGCACACAUUUGUUCUGCCAUCAUCUUCUCUACUUCUCAGAGAUUGGAUUUGUGUCGCAGAAAAACCCACUGUGUCUGAACCUCCCGUUUGGGUCUGUAAGAAGUUCACAGUGAUUUGAAUGAAGAAAUACUCAGAAAUGCAAAUUUUCUUUUAGUUUUCUCAUGAUAUGUCCUCUAGCAUCAGAGAAAUGCCAUAUGAACAUGUAGACAACAAGAAAAAACAUGAUUUUCAUCAGGGUGGGACUUUAAGAAGACAGAGAGAGGGUGUAAAGUCUGUUUUUGGUAUUUAUGUGGAAUUACCCUUUAAUAACAUACAUAUACAGUAUGUUUAAUAUAUUUAUGUUUUCUCAUGUUCUGUGUGGAUCUACCAUUAAAACUCUAAUUUUGUUUUUAAUCUGACUGAACAGACAUUUAAAGAGGGAGCUGUUCAUCUUUUAUUUAAAUGUUUAAAUAAUCAGAUUCUGAUUUGAUGAGGGAAUACGGAGUUGAUAAAUGUUUUCUAUUAAAACAGAAAAAAAUAAAAUGUACUCUGUG